Messenger RNA from Haliotis rubra (blacklip abalone), 1057 nucleotides. RefSeq lists its product as uncharacterized. The record is from RefSeq and is a predicted model, not a curated record. The transcript is spliced from 5 exons. The coding region runs from base 104 to 1057 and encodes 317 amino acids. Lineage: Eukaryota; Metazoa; Mollusca; Gastropoda; Lepetellida; Haliotidae.
GGGUAGGAAACUUUUCUCUUCCGGGAAAAUUGCUCUUCGUUUCCGCAUUGCCACCCUUCCUCGUCUUCCAGCAGAUUUGCAACAAGAAGUAGGAAGACAGAAAAUGGAGAUUCUACAAUGCACAGGUAGACGUUUCCAAAAUAUGUGUGAUUCAACGAAUGAUCUUAUCAGUUAUGAUGACAAAGCAUUCGUGUCCACCUAUUACGAGAGGUCAUCUUUAAGACUGUUGACAGACCACGGAAGAAUAUUCAUCAAAGGGAGAUCUGGUUCUGGCAAGUCAAGGCUUGGUCUUAGACUUCUGUCGAAACUAUCUGAAGACAACAGCAGAGUACCUGUUUUACUGACAUCAGCGGAGGAAUGGAAACUGAUACCCAAAAGAACUGGCCGUGAUCGACGCAGGUACAUUGUGAUGAUAGAUAACAUAUUUGGGUCCAGUAACUUAGUCCCUUCAAGAGUAGGUGAAUGGGGAAAAACAUUUAAUAUUAUGUGGCCAUCAAUCGAAUCACAGCAUAUCCUUCUUGUCAUCACUUCGAGACCAGAAAUAAGUGUCAAGUGUGAAGCUGAACUGAAGAAAUAUAAUUUGAUGAAGGACAUACCGUGUGUCAAUUUGGAUGAGGGAGAAUAUGCACUUCAGCACAGUGAGAAAGGGAAAAUGCUGCAGACUAUCUGUCCAAUCAAGAGUGGCUUCACAACGGAGGAUAUAGAAGUUAUUACUGCAUCAAGAGCAGCCCUGGGUUUUCCUCAGUGUUGCAAGUUCUUUGCAAACAGCAAACAAGCACAGGGUAAGGGAGUUAGUUUCUUCCUUCGACCACAUGAGUAUGUCUUAGAGGAGAUAAACAGACUACAAGAAAGUGAUGGUUUGGGGUACCUAGUUCUUCUCCUGAUCCUAAUGCAAAACGGGUGCAUAAAACACACACUUCUUAAGAAGAGGACGCCAGAGUUCAGCAACAUAGCUGAAACUUUAAAAGAUGUGUGUGCAGACAUACCUGAGAAUCCAAGUCUUGUUGGAAUCCGAGAAAAGGCUGAUUCACUCUGUGGUGAAAUUAUCCUGAUGUGA